CUAGGCGCAAGAAUCCCGCUCCAAUCUUUGAUUCUGAGGCGACGUCGUCAGCGCGCUCGUUCUUCGCGAACUCAAUCGCUCCAUCGAAAGACACGCAAUCGAGGUGGGGGCAAAAAGAUCGAUUUUCCAUAAAUGGCGGAUUCGAGGUGAAAUCCCCAGAUAUGGCAAGCCAUCCGCCGCACUCCUCCUCCUCGACCCGACCCGUUUCAUGAAUCGCCCGACCCGCUAUCUCCUCUCCUCCCUCCUUCCUCCUCCUGCUGCCGCUGCCGCUGCUGCCAGAACCUCCCACCGUCCGCUUCUCAGAUUCGUUUCCCCCUCCAGACCCGCCACCCGGCUCAGCCUCUCCACCACCGCCCCUUCCAAGAACCGCCCCAUCGCCGCCGUGACCACCCGGCCCUCCGCCGCCACUGCCACCAUGGACCCUCGCCCGCCCGAGCCCGACCCGAAUUCCGGCGAGGACUUCGUCCACAUCGAGGACCCGGAUCCCAACGUGGAGAGCCUGGGCGAGAGCUUCGUCGGGGUCGACGUCGCGAGGGAGGUGGAGGUGGAGGACGACGGCGAGGAGGCUGAUCGUCGGAGCGGCGGCGGCGGCGGCGGCGUCGGCGACGGAGACGGCGAGGGAUCCGAUCGGAGGAGGAUGACGCUUCCCGAGGAACUCUCCAGGAGCGUGGUGGUCCUCGACUGCGAGUCCUCGGCCGAGGGCGGCACCUGCGACGUGUUCCUGGUUGGGACGGCCCAUGUCUCCGAGGAAUCAUGUAGAGAAGUAGAAGCUGUGAUCAGUUACCUGAAACCAGAGGUGGUAUUUUUGGAGUUAUGCCACAGUCGAGCGGCUGUGCUUACACCGCAGAAUCUGAAGGUACCUACAUUUGGAGAGAUGGUGGAAAUGUACAAGAAAAAACACAAUGUAUUUGGAAUCCUUUAUAGCUGGUUCCUUGCCAAGGUUGCUAAUAAGCUUGAGGUCUAUCCUGGAGCUGAGUUUCGUGUAGCAUUUGAAGAAGCAAUGAAGUAUGGUGGCAAGGUUCUACUAGGUGAUCGCCCAGUACAGGUUACCUUACGAAGGACAUGGGCAAAAAUGCCACUCUGGCAUAAGACAAAGUUAAUGUAUUCCUUACUUUUCCAAGCAGUCUUCCUACCGAGCCCCGAGGAUCUCAAUAAAAUGCUGAAGGACCUGGACGAUGUAGACAUGUUGACUCUUGUGAUUCAAGAAAUGAGCAAGGAAUUUCCCACCCUAAUGGAGACACUUGUUCAUGAGCGAGAUCAGUACAUGUCAUACACAUUGUUAAAGGUUGCCAGAGAACAUAGUUCAGUCGUCGCAGUUGUUGGCAAAGGCCAUCUUGGCGGUAUCAAGAAGCAUUGGAAGCAGCCUGUGGUGGUAAAGGAUCUUCUGGAAAUGCCUUCAAAAAAGCCGACGGUUUCUACCUUCAAAGUGCUCUCGUCUUUGGGUGUCGCAGUUGCUGGGGUGGCUAUCCUAUCUGGUAUCUACUUUGGAUGGAAGAAAUGAAAUGUGUAACAAUUCUGUUGGAUGACCUUUGAGGACUGAUUUACAUGUGACUACAUAAUUUUUACGUGGAUGCAGCACAGUGGAAAUUGUUUAUAAUUAAUCUUCAUUUAUUUAAUUUUUUCUUCCCUGGUACAUGUAACUCUCGUAACAAGUUUUAAAGCUCCUGGUAUUCAAGUA
Eucalyptus grandis is the source of this 1678-nucleotide messenger RNA. Its product is annotated as traB domain-containing protein-like. NCBI's taxonomy places the organism in Eukaryota, Viridiplantae, Streptophyta, Magnoliopsida, Myrtales, Myrtaceae. Bases 209 to 1501 code for a protein of 430 amino acids. The record is from RefSeq and is a predicted model, not a curated record. The transcript is spliced from 9 exons.